Molecule: messenger RNA, 1148 nt
Organism: Cyprinodon tularosa
Lineage: Eukaryota; Metazoa; Chordata; Actinopteri; Cyprinodontiformes; Cyprinodontidae
Gene: mettl23
Product: methyltransferase like 23
Exons: 5
Coding region: 169-915 (248 amino acids)
Cellular component (GO): nucleus; cytoplasm
Source: RefSeq, a predicted model, not a curated record
GCCCCUCUCAGCCGCACCAAUUACCGGCUAACUAAUAAGGAGCGGACCCACUAGAGCAACGCGGAAGAAGAUCCAAACGCUUCCUGUCACAAAGAUCCUCGGAAAUGUAAUGAAGUUCAGAUCAGCUGUGUUUAAUCUGACCGGUGCCACUAGAGGAGCUCUGAGAUAAUGGAGCAACGCGGAGCCGCGAGAGGGGGCGGAGCCUGCAGAGCCUUCACCUUUAAAGACCCGAAGAGUCCACAGGAGAGCCUGAGGGUCUGCAUCCCUGAGGUUCUGGACCCUCAGUACGGGAUGUACGUGUGGCCGUGUGCGGUGGUCCUGGCCCAGUACCUGUGGUUCCACAGAGACCAGCUGAGAGGCAGGGCGGUGUUGGAGCUGGGAGCCGGUGUGAGUCUUCCUGGGGUGGUGGCUGCCCGCUGUGGGGCCAAGGUCAUCCUUUCGGAUGGCUCCAACAAGGCGGCGUGUCUGGAGAACUGCGGUCAGAGCUGUGAGGCUAACGGCCUGCAGGACGUCCCCGUGUUAGGCCUCAGCUGGGGGGAGGUGACCCCAGAACUCCUGCUGCUUCCUAAACAAGACCUGGUCCUCGGCUCGGACGUCUUCUACGACCCCGAGGAUUUUGAAGAUGUUCUUCUGACGUUUGUUUGUCUGUUGAAGAAAAACCCAGAGGCUCAGUUCUGGACGACGUACCAAGUGAGAAGCUCAGACUGGUCCAUCGAGCCUCUGCUCCACAGGUGGAAACUGGACUGUGUCUCUGUCCAACUCGCUGACUUUGAUGCUGACCAGUCGGAUCUGGCUGGUUCCAGUCUGCCGGGCAGCCACAGCAUCCAGAUGAUGAUCCUCAUCAGGAGGAAGGAGGAGGAAAACCUGCUGCAGGAAAACCACAGAGACUCUAGUAUCGCUUCACACUUCCCAUAAAAAAGGUUCAGAUCUGAUCAGUCUUGUAUAUUUGUAUAUUGCAGAGAGUAAACGUAAUUUCAUUUCCCUUGUAUGUCUUUUACAUAUGAAGAAAAUGACAAUAAAAGCUGACUUGACUUGACUAUUUACUAAGAAAAUGUUUGGAAGCUGCUUGUUUCAUUUGGUUGAAAAAUGUCUGCAUAUUUUGGAUAAAAAUAAAUCUACUUUUUACUGCAAACCUGUUAGCUGCUGUU